This is a messenger RNA of Ailuropoda melanoleuca (giant panda), 626 nucleotides long. Its product is annotated as glycine N-phenylacetyltransferase-like. NCBI's taxonomy places the organism in Eukaryota, Metazoa, Chordata, Mammalia, Carnivora, Ursidae. Gene Ontology annotation, molecular function: glycine N-acyltransferase activity. The transcript has a single exon. Gene Ontology annotation, cellular component: mitochondrion. Bases 25 to 417 code for a protein of 130 amino acids. The record is from RefSeq and is a predicted model, not a curated record.
UUUGUUCUCAACAGCAAUGAAGAGAUGUUUAAACUCUCCUCCAUGGAUGGGACCCACGCUGCCUUGGUGAAUAAAUUCUGGCAUUUCGGUGGCAAUGAGAGGAGCCAGAGAUUCAUCGAGCGCUGUAUCCGGACCUUCCCCACCUUCGGCCUGCUGGGGCCCGAGGGGACCCUUGUGUCCUGGAGCCUGAUGGACCAGACAGGCGAGAUACGGAUGGGGGGUACUCUGCCUGAGUACCGGGCCAAGGGUCUCAUCUCCUAUCUCAUGGAUGUUUACAGCCAUGCUCUGGUCAAACUUGACUACCCUACCUAUUACCAUACAUUGGAAACCAACAAAAUCAUACAGAAAAUGAGUCACAGUCUGAAUCAUAUCACCAUGCCCUGUAACUGGAACCAGUGGCACUGUGUGCCUCUGUGAAGCAGUCCUGAACACAAGACAGUGUUGGGUGGGCUGACGUGGCAGGCGGAGUGGAUGGGUGGGCAGAGAGAGAAAUAAUAAAUUGUAAUCAGCAGUAGAGUGGUGUGUGUUGUCUGGGCUCUGGGAAGCAGUACAAAUGGUCAACAGAACCACCACGGUCUCUGCUCUCAAACCACUCAUGGACUCCCCUUUGGGUCCAGCAGACCUGG